UAAGCUAUUUAAGUAUCUCGUCUAUGACACUGAUUCAGCCUCGGCAGCCCGCGCGCCUGCAGGAAGUGACGCCGGCGGGCGGUUGGAGACACGGUUGGAAUCUAAAUUUUGAAUCUGGGCGAUGCCCGCUGCCGACGGUUCAGGGUCGGUUACCGGCCCCGCUCUGGCGUUGGCUUUGGCGGCCGGCUCUCUCGGAGCUCUGGCUUCCACCGCGGCCAAACUCUCCCUCGGAGCCGGCAAUGACCUGGGAUGGGUGGACCGGGGGAAGGCCGAAUGGCUGCAUAUAUUGCUUCAAGUAGGCUGUGGUGGAAUGGCAUUUCUGUUUAAUGCUCUGAUGUGGACAUUUUUUGCCAAAGCACUACGAUAUUCUUCUUCAGCACGGGUAUCUGUGACCACCAUUGCUUCCAAUUUUCUCUCAUCAGCCUUUCUUGGAAAAUUGCUGUUUGGAGAAGUUCAUGAGAUGUUAUGGUGGAUUGGGAUCACAAUAACUUUAUGUGGAUUGCUGCUGCUUCAUACAGUUAAAGAAAUGAAGGUCCAAAGUGAUGAUUACAAAAAAGAAGAAUAAACUAUAUGUGGGAAAUUCUCUCAUCGAUGAAAUAAAUGAACUGAAACUGUU
This is a messenger RNA of Stegostoma tigrinum, 616 nucleotides long. RefSeq names its product transmembrane protein 42a (gene tmem42a). The record is from RefSeq and is a predicted model, not a curated record. The coding region runs from base 122 to 565 and encodes 147 amino acids. The transcript has 3 exons. Lineage: Eukaryota; Metazoa; Chordata; Chondrichthyes; Orectolobiformes; Stegostomatidae.